Molecule: messenger RNA, 2814 nt
Organism: Lodderomyces parapsilosis
Lineage: Eukaryota; Fungi; Ascomycota; Pichiomycetes; Serinales; Debaryomycetaceae
Product: linker nucleoporin
Exons: 1
Coding region: 1-2814 (937 amino acids)
Biological process (GO): poly(A)+ mRNA export from nucleus; protein import into nucleus
Cellular component (GO): nuclear pore
Molecular function (GO): structural constituent of nuclear pore
Source: RefSeq, a predicted model, not a curated record
AUGUUUGCUAAUAAGCUGAGUGGACCCACGUUUGGUGGAGGGCUCAAUUUUGGUCAGCCACAGCAACAACAGCCACAGCAACAACCACAGCAACAACCACAGCAGCAGCAGCAGCAGCAGCAACAACAACAACCUCAAGUCACGAUUGGUUCAACAACACAAUCCACAAUCAAUCCACCAACAUCACUAAACACAACCCAAAUUGAUAUCACUGCUUCUUUAGACAACUCCAGCAGCGACAAAAUUUUAAAAGAUCUUUUAGAAUCUGCUAGCAACUUGCCCAAAUCACACAUCAAGUACAACAAUCUUGGAUCAAUACGUUUAACUUUGGAUGAACUUGAACGUAAGUCACAACAGUUGAGAAAAGAAGCGGAAGCAGAUUGUGCUAGUGGGAACAACAAUAACAACGCCAAGGCACAUUAUCUUUUAGCUGGUGCUGGUGUUGUUGCUACUGGUGAUAUCGAGGAUGAAUUAAACAAGAUUCAAUUUCCCAAAUCUACUUCCUUUUACCAGCCUGCAAGUGCCGAAACCGUUGAGAGUCACCUCAAAAGAAGGAAAGAAGAAAGCAUAUUAAACACAAUUGAACAAUCAUUUGCUGUAGCUUCCAAUGAUUUUGACAACUACAUCAAUGCGAAUAUCUCCAUUGAUUGGAAGGCAAGAAGAGAACAACUAAGAAAGUCAAUGGGUAUUAAAGACAGUGCCAAGUUUAAAGAAGAGGCAGCAAAAUUAUCAGUUGUAUGGAAAUCAACUUCAGCAGCUGCCAAUAUUUUCACACCAUUAACCACAACAAAAACUGCCUCAUUGAAGCAAAUAUCGCGAGAGAAGUUUGAAAAUUAUGCUCAAGUCAUUUAUGCAUUGAAUGAAUCACGUCUUGUUGAUGAACCUUUUUCAUUGUGUUUAAACUUUUACGAAUUGAAUAAAUUACAAGAUGAUUUGAAAUCUAAACAAGUUGCUGAAGCUUGGAAGAUUUUGCAAAAUCUUACCCUGGAAAAAUUCGCCAAAACAAGUCAAGAAAAAAAAUUUGCCAAUUAUGAUGAAGUUGAUUUACAAAAUGAGAUACUGUUGAAAAGUAAACAAUUUUUGGAGGGCCAGUUCUUGAAUUAUAUUGAACACAUUUAUGUCAAGCAUGAAAAACCACAAAAUUUUCUUCCAGGAACUAAUAUCAAUAAAGUAUCUUUCUUCAUACAUCAGGUGAUUCUCAAAAAUGAACCUGAGUUGGUCAACAAAACAUUACUAGUGAAUGGAACACCCAUUUGGGCAUUGAUUUACUACUUGAUGCGUGCUGGUCUAUAUGCCGAUGCCAACGAAAUUGUCACCAAGAAUGGAGAAUUAUUCAAUAAAUUCGAUAGGAAUUUCCCUGUAUACAUGAAAUCAUUUGUCAAUGAUCACAAAUUGUCAUCAAAUCUUGGUGAAAGAAUUCAUCUGGAGUUCAGUCAGCAAUUUCAAUACAUCUUAAAUGAUAUUGAUACCAGUGUCAAUUUCGAUCCUUACAAGUAUUCAGUCUAUAAAAUCAUUGGUAAAUGUGACUUGAGCAAUCCAUCGCUCCCUCAAGCAGUUAAUCUAAGUGUUGAAGAUUGGUUGUGGUUCCACUUAUCCAUCAUCAAUGAAAGCGAGUCAUCUAUUUUUGAAAAUUAUUCAUUAACCAAUCUUCAAAGUAAAGUGCUUCUGUUGGGUGCAAAGUAUUUCACAUCUUCCAAUAAUCCCUUAUACUUGAAAACAUUGAUUCUAACAGGUUUGUACGAGUUGGCGAUUCAAUAUUGCUACGAUUUCAUCAAUGAAGCUGAUGCAGUGCACUUGGCCAUUGGGUUAGCAUACUAUGGUGCACUCCACGUUUACAACUCAAACAAAAAUGAAGUCAUUUCUGUAACCAAUAACAAGUAUGAGAUAAAUUUCGGCAGAAUUAUUGGAUCUUAUACAACUGCAUUUAAAAUCAGUGAUCCUAAAGUUGCUUGUGAGUAUCUCAUAACGAUUGCCUUGGUUGAUGCACAACUCUCACACGAUGCAUUAAAGGAGCUUUUACUUGUGACAAGAGAAUUUGGUGCUCUCAUUGGAGAGCUAUACCCUGAAACUGGCUUUAUAGAGCCGGGUGUUUUGGAACUUCAACGCAAAUUGAUUGGGUUGGAAGAUAUAAAUGCAUUUCAACAUGAUAUUGUCAGAGCUACUGCUAUCAAAUGCGAAGACGAAGGAAGAGUUUUUGAUGCAUUGUUACUUUAUCAACUUGCUCGUGACUAUGAAGCAACCGUUUUGCUCAUGAAUAACAAAUUGGCUGACAUAAUUGCCACCAGCGAAUUGGACAAAUCCAUUUCAAGUGGUGGUACAAUUGACAACAACUUGGUUCUACUUUCAGAACACAUUUGGCGCAACUUGUGCCAAACCAGCUACAUUAGCAAAGUUUCUCCUCAAGCUAAACAAACUUGCGAUUUGCUCAUUUCAAUAAUCAAGAUUCGUGAUUUGUUUGUCAAGAGACAAUGGCGCGAAGUGAUUGCCAAAAUCAACAAACUCGAUUUGAUUCCAGCUGAUGCACAGGAUGAUUUACUCAAAGUUCGAAGUUAUAGUGACUUGAUAACCAAUAACAAGUUGGAUGAAAACUUGGUCAAAGUAUUGCCGUCACUACUUGUAUUGGUCAUGACUUGCAUAUCCAAUUUGAAUUACGAGGUCCUUGCUAGGAAAUUUCAACCCUUAAGUAGUGAACGAGAAGAAUUGAGUCGUUGGAAAAAGAUUGCUAGAAACUGUGUCGUUUAUGCGGGUAUGGUGCAAUACAAGAUGCCAAGAGAGGUGUACAGUUUAUUGAUUUCUUUAGAGGCACUGUUAUAG